This is a messenger RNA of Colossoma macropomum (tambaqui), 2293 nucleotides long. RefSeq names its product solute carrier family 22 member 21 (gene slc22a21). Gene Ontology annotation, biological process: transmembrane transport. The record is from RefSeq and is a predicted model, not a curated record. The transcript has 10 exons. Gene Ontology annotation, cellular component: membrane. Bases 70 to 1755 code for a protein of 561 amino acids. Gene Ontology annotation, molecular function: transmembrane transporter activity. NCBI's taxonomy places the organism in Eukaryota, Metazoa, Chordata, Actinopteri, Characiformes, Serrasalmidae.
AAAACACAAACUUCAUACUUGAGCCUCACUUCCGCGCCGGCGUUUGAAGAGUUUCUUUUGCCGUUGGCGAUGUCCUCCUCAGACUACGACCACAGAACGGCUUUUCUCGGAGACUGGGGUACAUUUCAAAAGACUGUGUUCUUUCUGUUAUGUUCCAGCAUUAUCCCGAAUGGUUUCACAGGCUUGUCCAUCGUGUUUAUCGGCGACACGCCGCCCCAUCAUUGCCACAUUCCCGCUGGUGUAAAUAUCACUGCUGAAUGGAAGAACGUUUCUAUUCCCAUAGAAGCGAACGGCAGAGCCAGUGAAUGCUCGAGGUACAAACUGGAUGUGCUGAAAAGUCAUUCUGACAGGGGCUUGGUACCGUGGGUAGACGUGAACGUAUCUGCCAUAGAACAGGAGCGCUGUGUGGACGGAUGGGAGUAUGACCGAGAAACAUACGUUUCCACCAUCGUCACUGAGUGGGACUUGGUAUGCUCAGAUGACUGGAAAGCUCCUUUGACUUCAUCACUUUUCUUCUGUGGUGUCCUCAUUGGAUCCUUCAUCUCUGGACAACUAUCUGACAGGUUUGGAAGGAAAAUCGUGCUGUUUUUAACUAUGGGAGUUCAGACAAUAUUCACUCUCAUUCAGGUUUUCUCUCCAUCGUGGGUUGUAUUCUGUUCACUGUUCUUUGUCGUUGGGAUGGGACAGAUUUCAAACUAUGUGGCUGCAUUUGUUUUAGGAAUGGAGAUUCUGAGCCUACCGGUCCGCAUCAUCUACUCAACUGUUGGAGUGUGCAUUUUCUUCUCCUUUGGCUACAUGGUACUUCCACUUGUGGCUUACUUCAUAAGAGGCUGGAGGAUGCUACUGUUGGCCCUCACAUUACCUGGCUUCCUCUACAUCCCACUUUGGUGGAUUGUUCCAGAGUCUCCAAGGUGGUUGCUAUCUCAGGGUCGUGUGGAUGAGGCAGAGGCCAUACUGAGGGAUGCUGCCAGGAGGAAUGGGAUCAAAGCCCCUGAAGAAAUUUUUCCACCUUCUCAGCCUAGGGACAAGGCUGGAACCAUGCAGCCCCACAACCUCUGUGAUCUGGUGAGAUCCAGCAACAUCCGUACUAUUACUAUUCUGCUGUGCCUAGUCUGGAUGACUCUCUCUAUAGGAUACUUCGCCUUGUCUCUGAACACGUCCAACCUAUAUGGGAACCCCUAUUUGAAUUGCUUUUUCUCAGCAGCUGUUGAAGUGCCUGCCUAUAUUAUUUCCUGGCUCAUGUUUCGCUACUUGCCCAGACGGUUGUGUCUCUUCUUCACCCUUUCUUUGGGUGGAACGGUACUACUCUUCAUACAUCUUCUGCCCCAACACAUGAAUUAUGUUGCCAUUUCGCUGGAGAUGCUAGGCAAGUUUGGUGUCACUACAGCAUUUGCGAUAGUAUAUGCUUUUACUGCUGAACUAUAUCCCACUGUCUUGAGGAACACAGCUAUGGGAGCUUGUUCAAUGGCUUCAAGAAUAGGCAGCAUAUCUGCACCAUAUUUCAUCUACUUUGGAGGCUAUCACAGAGCCCUGCCUUACAUCCUAAUCGGCACUCUAAGUGUUCUUUCUGGAUUGCUGAGCCUACUGCUUCCAGAGAGCCUUGAUAUGCCACUUCCUGAGACCAUCAGUCACAUGCAGACAAUUACUGGUUGUAAAAUGAGACGCUCAUCUUACAGUCUUACCACUGCAAGAGCUGAAGAGGAACACAUGUCCAAUCCUAAUGAUGGUUUAGGGGCAGAAAUAUCAAAACUCUAAUGAACAAAUAUCAAGAAAUUGUUACUAGUAUGCAUUUCUCUCUUCAAUGAUUUAUGUGUAUUUUGCUGUAAUAAAUUGUUUACUAACAGUAACAUAGAAUCCUGAUGAUUAUAAUCUAGUAUUUGAACAUUAUGUAUUUCUGGGUCAUUCAUUACUCAUUGCUCAAAGUAUAGUGUAUAGAUGUUAAAAUUAUUGCAUACUAAGUAUUACCAUUUACUCACUGAUGUUAGUGCUCAUUUGUGUAUUAAUACAGUAUUUUUUGCAAUAAUAAUGAGUUCAUUUUAAUUUUGGCUUUUGUGGCUUCAUAUUUAAAUGUAGUUACAAAGCUAUUGGCUGUAGUGCAUUUUUUUUCAAAUUUCAACAAGUAGAUUAACACUGCAUAACAAAAAUUUCAGGGAAAUCCAUACUAUAUAAUUAAAAAUAUUUAGUAUGUUAAUAUGCUACAUUGAUUAUAGUAAUAUUAACAUGCACUUUAUUCAUUUAUUAUUAUUAUUUUACUCUAGCAAAUAAACUGCCUCAGUUCAUUUGUUUGUGCAUU